Molecule: messenger RNA, 2658 nt
Organism: Effrenium voratum
Lineage: Eukaryota; Dinophyceae; Suessiales; Symbiodiniaceae
Source: the annotation of a GenBank genome assembly
AUGGCGGGUCAUCCGUCAGACACAGCAUCAUGCCCAAACCGCUUCUGGCUGCUGUGGCUUUGGCCGCUGCUUCGAGAAGGUGCACGGCGGCCGCUACGAGAGGAGGAUAUCUAUGAGAUUCCGAGCUGCUUGAGGUCGGAAUGUCUAGAUCAGCAAUGGCACCACAAGCUGAGAAAGACUGACGCCAGCGUUUUGUGGCUGCUUCUCCGAACCUUUGGAUGGAGAGGAUACAUCUUCAUCUUCUUCACUUUUUCCUUCUGGUUGGCCAGCCUCUCUAUGGUCCCUUUCCUCACGGACCGGCUCUUCCAGUGGCUGGCAUCAGGAGAGCGCGUGUUAGACGGCUUGGCCUGGUCCGCGGUGCUGGUGGCCAGCUACCUGGUGAACUGCAACGCCGCGUGCCAGUGGUACCAGCAGACCACUCGCUUGGGCUGCGAGCUUCGGGCUUCUGCGGCGAUGAUGGUCUUUCGGCGAACUUUGCAACUUCAUGUACAAGAUACAAGCAGAGAUGCAGCUCUCAAUCUGAUGCAGGUGGAUACAGAGCGCUUGUACAUUUUCGCGCAGCUGAACCAUCUCAUUUACGUGGCGCUAGUCGUGGUGACUGUCACUCUGGUGUACCUGACCGCCUACGAGGGCUUUACGGUGGCCGUGGUGGCGGUGGGGGUGCUGCUCAGCGCAGUGCUGCUGCAGACGUUGCUCAGCCGCUGGGCUGCGCCCAGACGUCGCCACAUGCAGCAGUGUGCUGACGAGCGGAUCUCCCUCAUGGCCGAAAUCCUGGACGCAGUGCGGGUCUUGAAGAUGUACGGCUGGACGCAUCCGCUGCAAGCCAGAGUGGAGGACGAUACGUCACCGGGAGCUCCGGAGCGCCAAGGGGUAUUUGUGCAUCAGGGCCUUCAGCAGCGCUUUGCUGUACUGCUCACCCUUCCUUUCCAUGCUCGCGGUCCUCGCAACCUUGCACCUGCAAGACAAGGAGAGCUGUCGGCGGAGCGGGUGUUUCUGAUCUUCACCACCAUCGGGCUCUCCAGGGCCCCGCUGGGCGGGGUGGCCAUGGGCUUCAGCGCCGUGGUGGACGAUGGUGUCGCAGCCUUCCGAAGACUCAGCGCCUUCGUGGCGGAGAAAGGCCAAUUCGACAUCUACCAGAGGGACAUUGGAGACGAGAAGCUGCAGGCUCCGGUCUCAAUGGGACUGCAUGGCAGCUUCUCUCAUGGGUACCAGACUGGCAUCACGGCAGACUUUGACCUGAAGCCAGGCGGUUUGGUUGCUUUGUGUGGCCGGGUGGCUUCGGGCAAGUCCUCCUUGCUGCUGGCCAUGCUGGGGGAGAUGCGAAGAAUUGGGGCCGUGUCUGUGCCAGGCGGAGACCAAAGCGGCGUGGCGUAUUUGCCCCAGAGCCCCUGGAUCCGCAGCGGCAGUGUGCGAGAGGCCGUGGUGCAGGACCUGCCCUUCGAGAAGAAGCAGUAUUGGCGUGCGCUGCGGGCUGCGCAGCUGCUGCCGGACCUGGCCAUCUGGGGCAACGACUCCCACCCCGUGGGCGCGCGCGGGGCGACGCUCAGCGGGGGCCAGCGGACCAGGCGGGGUGGGUGCCUGGUGUCAGAUGUGAAGCUGGUGCUCAUUGAUGAUUGCUUGGCGGCCGUGGACGUGCACGUGGCCCGAGCCAUCUGCGAAGAAGCCGUGCUGGGCACCCUGCUGGACGGGCAAAGAACCGUGGUAAUGGUGAUGAACUCCAACUUUGUGGCCAUUCAGGCAGCUCAGAGCAUCAUCAACAUGGUGGAUGGCGAGGCCAAGGUCUACCAAACUCGUGAGGAGUGGUUGGAAGAUUGCAGCGAUGCCACACGUCAGACGUGCAUGCAGACCAUGUCCAGCAUCCAGGCCCGCACGCCCUCGUGCGAGGAGGAGCACUUCGCCCAGGAAGGUGCCAGUGUUCUGGAAACGGCGGAGUCUUCAGUCCUGGGGAGCCUCCACUACAAGACUUUCGUGUACUACUUCGGAUCUGGAAGAUAUUUUCCAGGCCUUGCCUUGCUGGUGCUAGUUCUCAGCUCGAUGCUUCUGGUGGAGUUCCUCCGCAUUUACGCCGACCAUUUCAUGGGCACUUGGGCUGCCCGGGAUGCCACGAACACAGAGGCCGAAUCCUCAGCGGAUUUCCGCACCUACUGCAUUUGGAUUGGCGCGGCGGUCGUGGGAGUUUUUGCCAGAGCCUUGCUGGUUGUCCGCAUCACCAUCAAGCUCCACAGUCGGGUCCUGGUGCGCCUCAUGAAGGCCCCACUGAGCUUCUUCGAUGAAACCCCCCGGGGCCGCAUCUUGGGCCACUUCUCGAAGGAUCUGGAUGCCACCGAUGCCUUGCUGCCCCAAUACCUCCUGGACUUUCUUCAGGACAUCACCACCCUGCUGGGUAUCGUGCUGGUGUGCGUGUGGUCCACUCCUUUGGCAGCCCUGGCGGUGUUUCCAGUGCUCUUUGCGUUUUACAAGAUCCGGACCUUCUUCAGCCGCACAGCGCGGGAGACGAAGCGUUUGGAGGGUCUGACCCGUGCGCCGCUCUACUCCGCCGUUUGCGACGCCGCGGAUGGACUGGCCACGCUGCGGGCGCAUGGCCAAGAAGGAUUUCUCGUGAAACGCUUCCAGGUGAGCCACGUCCUGACGUCGGAUGUCAUGACGUUGGAUGUCUAG